CUUGAAUUGGUAGCUGAUUUACUGAUCCGUCGUAACGGAGCACCAACUUUUUUUAUCCUUCCUUCACAAGUCGAAAACCAACUUCAACAAUCUUAUCUCCGUUGCCCAACAAAAGAAAGUCGCGAACGACAUGGCUCCUUUUAGAGGCGGUGGUGGCCGAGGCGGCUUCGGUGACCGUGGUGGUCGCGGCGGCGGUCGUGGAGGCUUCGGCGACCGUGGUGGUCGCGGCGGUGGCCGUGGAGGCUUCGGCGAUCGAGGUGGUCGUGGUGGAGGUAGAGGUGCACCCCGAGGAGGUGUUCGCGGCCGCGGCGGUGUAGGCAGGGGUGGUGGUGGUAGAGGCGGACGCGGCGGCGCUCCUGGACAAAGGGGUGGCCAGAGGGUUGUCGUGGAACCUCACCGUCACGAGGGCAUCUUCGUGGUUCGCGGCAAGGAGGACGCCAUCGCAACCCGCAACCUGACACCCGGCGAGUCCGUUUACGGCGAGAAGCGUGUUUCCGUCGACAACGUCGUCCAGAAUGAGGACGGCACCACGACCAACACCAAGAUUGAGUAUCGCGUAUGGAAUCCUUUCCGUUCGAAGCUGGCAGCUGGCGUGAUUGGCGGUCUGGACAAGCUCUAUUUCGGACCGGGCUCCAAGGUGCUCUAUCUGGGCGGUGCUUCCGGCACUUCCGUCUCCCACGUAGCCGACAUUGUUGGACCGACCGGCUUUGUCUACGCCGUCGAGUUCUCCCCGCGAUCCGGCCGCGACUUGAUCGCCAUGGCCUCCAAGCGCACCAAUGUCGUCCCCAUUGUCGAGGAUGCCAGGCAGCCCCUCAAGUACCGCAUGAUCAUGCCCAUGGUGGACGCCAUCUUCGCCGACGUUGCCCAGCCCGACCAGGCGCGUAUCGUCGCUAUGAACGCCCAUUAUUUCCUCAAAGUCGGCGGCGGUAUCCUCAUCUCCAUCAAGGCCAACUGUAUCGAUAGCACGGCCCCUGCUGCCAAGGUUUUCGCGAGUGAAGUCGAGAAGAUGCGUGCGGAACGUAUCUCUCCCAAAGAGCAGCUUACGCUAGAGCCCUUUGAACGGGACCACUGCCUUGUUGCCGCCGAAUACAACCGCUACGGAAAAUAAGUAGGGUAAACGCACCAGGCGUUGAGCGCGGGGUGAAGUGGUGGACUGGGUUGAUGCAUCUGUACAUGUCACAAGAUUCCCACGAUGUUCAGGCUUUUUCUCAUUCCUCAGUCCUUUCUUUGGCUCUUUUUUUUUUUUU
Molecule: messenger RNA, 1247 nt
Organism: Sodiomyces alkalinus F11
Lineage: Eukaryota; Fungi; Ascomycota; Sordariomycetes; Glomerellales; Plectosphaerellaceae
Product: Fibrillarin
Exons: 4
Coding region: 131-1108 (325 amino acids)
Biological process (GO): box C/D sno(s)RNA 3'-end processing; rRNA methylation
Cellular component (GO): box C/D methylation guide snoRNP complex; nucleolus; small-subunit processome
Molecular function (GO): histone H2AQ104 methyltransferase activity; rRNA methyltransferase activity; RNA binding
Source: RefSeq, a predicted model, not a curated record